GCCCAAUCGGAGUGGCUACUAGAAAAUUUUCAGGUAAGAAACGCUUAAUAGUAGACCUGUCAUCUCCGCAUAAAUCCACAGUCCCAAGCAUCAAUAGUUCGAUACCCCUCGAUGAAUUUUCACUCAAAUACCAAGACAUAGAUCAGGCAGUCGAACUGAUUAAAAUCGCGAGCAAAAAUAGACAUCACUUCUGCUUUCAAAGUGAUGCCUAUCCAUCUGGACUUUUGGCACCUGUUUGGGAUACGAUGGCUCGAGAAAUACUAUUUCGCUGUCCGGUUAACCUUCGGAUGCAAAAGCAGCCCCAAAAUUUUCGAUAUGCUAUCCGAAGCCGUUUGCUGAAUCCUUUCCAACAAUUACGCAAUCCCACAUAUUAUCCAAUUUAUAAUUAUCGCAAAGCAUGUUCCAGGUACAGAAAACCAAAUUGCUGACUCCCUGUCUCGUUUCUGUUUCAGAAAUUCAGGACGCUGGCUCCAGAGGCGGACCAAUUCCCCACUCCGGUUCCUCACUAUUCAGAAUUAAUAUUCCCAUAACCCACCCUCUAAAACCAAUCCUCGAAGCAUCGCUUGACUCUAUUCUACAAGCAGUCUCUUCCAGAACUCUCCAGUCAUAUGUGACUGCGUGGAGAUGCUUUAAGUCAUUUCACCUCACCUAUAACAUCCCUUUACCUGAUUUUUCCUUACUCUCCAUCACCUCUUUCAUAUCGUUCCUCAACGGCGCCAAGGGUCUCCAAGUUGGAUCCAUUAAAAGCUACCUGAGCGGAGUCCAGUUUUUUCACAAACUGAUGACCGGCGCUCCUUCACCCGAAAUAAACAAUUCACAAACCUCCCUCCUAAUUAAAGGGAUCCAGCGAUCCCAGCCCACCCAUCCAGACACCAGAAAAGCCAUAAUGCUAGAUAUCCUCACAAAAUGUAUCCACACCCUCCACACAAAUCCUAGCCUUUUUCGGUUUUCUCAGGUGCUCGGAGCUUACGAUCGCUUCUAAAUUUAAUCCGAAAAUCAACCCCACCAUAUCAGACCUAACUAUACUAGAUGACGAAACAAUCGCUUAUUUAAUCAAACAAAGCAAAACAUACCAAGGCAACAAAGGCCAUUUUAUAUACAUGAUCAAUCUCCCCUCCCAAAUCCAGCCUUACCAAUCCAUCCUCGCUUUUUUACACCUUAGAAAUUCCCAGGCAAAGUCCCCGCACGAACCCCUAUUCAUCGACGAGUCUAAAAAACCAGUCACUCGUUUCUGGUUUCAAAAACACCUCAAAUGCGUCCUGGAAUUAUCAGGCAUCCCAGUGAACAAUUUCUCCACCCAUUCAUUUCGCAUUGGGGCAGCAACUUCGGCAGCACAAAAAGGCCUCUCCAACCAGCAGAUCCAAACUCUCGGAAGAUGGUCCUCAGAAGCAUACCAAAGUUACAUAACAAUAAACCAGUUUCACAUAGAGAAAGCCCACCAAACCCUCAUCGGCCAUAUAUAUUAAAAAAAAAAAAAAAAAAAAAAGCCAGCGAUACAGUCCUAUUGAAUAUCAACGAGUACAUCGCGCUGAAAAAAUUUAAUAAAAAAUAAAGAAUAUGUUUUUUUAAUUAUAAUAAAUACCGCCGACGCCAGCCGCACACUCCCGGCCAGACAACCUUACCUUUUCUAUCCUAUGACCAGCGAGGCUUCUCUCUCCGAUGACAGGAGCACAAGCUCCCAUCGGAUGCUGACGAGAGCCUCCCGACCAGACAACCUCACCUUUUCCAUUCUGCUGCCAAUAUGGCUUACCCGUUCGUUGCCAGGAGCUCACACUCCAUUCGGACGUAGAAGAAAGCCCCCGGCUACCUGCUUUGCCAUUCUGUCUUACGUUCGGAGAGGUUUACCCAUCCAAUGCAUGGAGUCAGGGCUUCCAUUGAAUUUAGGUGAGAGCUUCCCGGCUAGACAACCUUACCAUUUCCGUCCUUUGGCCAGCGAGGCUUAACCGUUCAAUCCGGGAGCUAAGCUCCUAUCGGACGAAGGUAAGAGCCUCCCGGCUAGACAACCUGACCUUUUCCGACGCUACGAGUCUCAUCCUCUCGCCAAAUCCUGCAAAAAAAAAAAAAAAAACUCUCAGCUACCCACAGCUACUCUCACAUCUUUUAACCCUGCCUGGCGAGGCUUACCCGUUUGAUGUUAUGAGUUAGAGGCCCCAUCGGAUGCCGCGAGAGUCCUCCCAGUCGGGUUUUCCUUUUCAACUCUCCCCGUCCGCCGAGGCUUACCCGUCUGAUGCGUGUGCUCCCUUCAGACGUCUGUCAAGAGUCUCCCGGAUGGGCCUAUGCUUGCCGGCUGCAAGUGAGUCUCAUCCAUCCGAUGCCGUGAGUCGGAAUCUCCCUUCGGUUGACGCCAGAGUCCUCCUUGUCGGCCAGCCCAAAGCUUUUUAUCUGCCAAACCGAGAGGACCCAGACGUCCGUCAUCCUGAGUCUCAAUCUCCUGUCGGAGGCUUCAUGGGCCCUCUUGGUCAGCGUUAGGCCCUUCACCCACUGAAUAGCAGGGACUAUCAGCCAGUAGGGCCCGUACGCCGACACCGUGAACUAUUCCGGUCAAGGCAACUCGGGUCCUCCCGGUCGGGCACCACAACCAUGCUGCUCCUCCUCAUUGGCCGGUAGGGCUCACCGUUCCAACGCCCAAUGUCAACGGGCAUUCUGUCCUCUUGUACACUUGCCUUUUUGGGGGGUACUCUAGGUUCGGGCCAUUCCCGAGCUCGGAGCCCUUCCCCGGACAGCACGCCAAAUACGCAUACCAUACCUCAGCUAAUUAUAUGUAAGCGUGAACUAGUGAAAUUUAAUUUAUUAAUAAGAUUCGGGAGGAGCGCGUCAGAUACUUAGCCUAAUCAACACAGGUGGACCAUAAUCAAGUAAUCAAUCCCAUAGUAUAAAUAUUCCUGCCUUACCUAUAUCCAUUGACAGUUUAUCAGCAUCCCUUCUCCACCCCAUCUCCUCACUUCAAGUUCACUUUAUAAAUAGACAUGGGAAGGGGGGGGUUUCUAGGUUUGGGCCAUUCCCGAGCUGGGAGCCCUUCCCCGGAGAGCACGCCAAAUACGCAUACCAUACCUCAGCUAAUUAUAUGUAAGCGUGAACUAGUGAAUAGCAGUUUGUUAUGUGCCGAUCGGGUGCAGUUGGGCCUUUGUCUUCCUAGCCAGGUUCGGGUCUGUAUAGCUUUGAAUUGCUUCUUUUCAAGUUGGCCACCACCCCUCAUAUUGAAUUUUGCCAUUAAGGCAUUUGACAUGAUUCUGUGAAAGAAAGUAAUCAUGAUUACUUCACUUCUCAGAUAUUUCGACAUAAGGUCAGUAUUACAAAUUUAAAGUACUAUGCUGCAUGGCAAUUGCAUGCAAUGAUAAAAACCUUCAUUUUCAUUUAACUAGUGCUUGAACUAUGCCCUUAUCAAUAUCUACAAUUCUUAUAACAAGUAAUGACUGUAAUCCAUUGCUUACACUUUGAUGGGAACAUUGCAGAUAGAGGAUGCAGCACAUUUUUUGAUCGGAAGUAACUCCUUUAUUAAAAUUGAGCAGAAUGCCAGAAGCAUUUGAGAAAGAUAGAAGAGACAUUAAAGCAAUUGGGAUCUGAGAGGCAUCUCUUCUUUUUUUUCUUAUACAUUUUGAAUCUAUCUGCGUGCCUAGAGCGAAAUAGACAUGCAUAAAAAACAAGCGUUUGAAGCUAAAUUGACGCACGUCGAAGCGAAAUCCGCUUCUUGUGGGAGGGGCAAGUGCUAGGUGUUUGUCUGUUUGCAUGAUGGCUUAUGUUGAUUGUGCAUUCAUAGAGAGUUAACGCUUUGUAUUUGCUCUGGAAAGCAGAACAGCAGCGUAGGGGUCAGUGUCCGGAGGCAUUCCCAGUUUGGCGAGUUUCAUCAUUUGCUCUAGGAGCUGCGCUUGGAUGACGGCUGCUUUCAGCGGUAUUUCUUCCUGUCUUGCGCACAAUUUGAUGACAUGUUGUCCCGUGUCAGAGCGAGGAUUACCCUCCAGGACAUCAACUACAGGCACCCUAUCAUAGCUGCGGAGCGCCUGUCCAUCUAUCUUCGGACCAUAGCAUUCAGCUACAGGAUUGGUGUCUCCACGGUGUGCCAGAUCGUCCCCCAGUUAGUGACUGCCAUCUGGGACUGCCUUGUGGAGGACUACAUGGCUGUGCCCACCACUGAUGACUGGAGGUCCAUUGCAGAGGGAUUCCAGGAGCGGUGGAACUUCCCUCUGUGUUGUGGAGUGGUGGAUGGGAAGGCAUCCCCCAACUCAGGAUCCCAGUUCCACUUCUCCAUCGUUCUCCUUGCAGUUGUGGAUGCGAAGUAUCGCUUCCGGGUGAUCGAUGCUUGGGGGUACGGCAGGACUAGUGACAGUGGGAUUCUGGCAAACUCCGCCUUUGGACAGGCUCUCCGGGCGCGCACACUUCAUCUGCCUGCUGACCAGCCUCUACCUGGUGCUGAAGAAAGAGGACCCCAGCCCCAUGUCUUCAUGGCUGAUGAGGCAUUCCCGCUGAGGAGGAACCUGAUGCGGCCCUUCCCUGGACGCACCCUUCCUCCAGAGAGGCAUGUCUUCAGUUAUUGUCACCAGAGCCAGGCUGGUGGUGGAGAACGCCUUUGUCAUCCUCUCCUCACAGUGGAGGAUGUUUCGGCGGCUCAUCGAGAUCAACCCUGAAGUUGCGGAAAAGUGUGUGAAGGUGACGUGUUCUCCACAGUGGCAGCAUCAGCAGCCCAGCAUCAGCCCUGAGCACUGGCAGAAGCAGCCCAACAUAAGCCCUGAGCAGUGGCAGCAGCAGCGGCCCAGCAUCAGCCCUGAGCAGUGGCAGCACUGAGCAUUGGCAGCAGCAGCCCAGCAUCAGUCCUGAGCAGUGGCAGCAGCAGCAGCCCAGCAUCAGCCCUGAGCAGUGGCAGCAGCAGCCCAGCAGCAGCCCUGAGCAGUGGCAGCAGCAGCAGCCCAGCAGCAGCUCUCAGUUUGCCAAUUUGUUGGACUCUGGCCCAAUAUGAACACAUCAAAACCAAAUACUCUUUCAUAUUCCUAUCCAAUUAUGCACUGGGAUGUGAAAUAUGCAGAGAUGCAUGGUCACCAGGUGUGCUAAGAUCUGGUUCAAACAAAUACACUUUUUCAUCAGAGUGGCAAUAUGGCAGAGUUAAACCUUAUGGGGAUACUAAAGAUCUUCACUGACCCUGCUGCUGACCCACUCCUCUUCUCCAUCUCCUUCCUCUUCUCCUGAUUGUCCCUGAGGGUUUUCAGCUUUUUCCUGCACACGUCCUCUGAAUAAACACUCUGACAAGUGAAUGAUUGAUUGAUUGAUGUCAAAGCUUAAAGGGGGGGUGAAAUGCUCGUUUCACUCAAUAUCCUGUUAAUCUUUAGUACCUGUAGAGUAGUACUGCAUCCUUCAUAACUCCAAAUAGUCUUUAGUUUUAUUAUAUUCAUAAGAGAAAGAUAGUCUGUACCGAUUUUUCCCGGAAAAACACGAGCGCCUGGAGGUGUGAUGUGUGGGCGGAGCUAAAGAAUCACGAGCGCCAGUAGGCUUUUGCGUUGAGAGCGUUUGGAAGCUGUGACACCGUGAGGACAAAACCAACCAAAACAAACCAUGGCCAACAGUCAGAUUCAGCGUAUAUUUAUGUUCCAGAAUCAGAUCCCGAGGCUGAAACUGAACAAGAGCAGCAGCAGCAACGACUCGCUCCGAGCGGGGCUCGGACCCGGGUCUCGGCAUGGGAGGCGGACGCACUAACAAGAAGGCAGAGAUAUUUGAAGCAGUUUUAGUCACCGCCUGCGGUUCCAACACACGAUCGUGGCCCUUUUUCGUUGGGAUUGCAUCAUCCUUAAGAAAUAAACGAUACGCAAAUCCGUCGUCAAACUGGGCCAUGUUUGUAAAACAAGCAUCUUCGAAAUGCAGGGAACAAACACAAACACUUGCACAACUCCUUUGAUGCUCUGUAAAAAUAAACUCCAUCCACUGGUCCCUCAAUGCUGUUUUUUUUGGUAAUCUGUGCAGGGUUGUCUUGCCCUGGCAACCAAAAAUACACUUCUUUUGUGACAUUUCGCGAUGCUCUCGCUCUGAUCACUCAAUGCCUCUGCUCUCAGUGCUCUGCUAUACGGGAGCGUGCGCUCUUCUGGCAGACGUGCCCUAGGACCCAUAUAAGGAAAUUCCGCUCCAUCUAACGUCACACAGAGCCAUACUCGAAAAAAACUUUCCGAAACUUGUGACAAACCGGAAGGAGUAUUUUUGGAACAGAAAUACUCCUUCAAACGUACAACUUAAUUUUUGAAACUUUGUCCAUGUUUAGCAUGGGAAUCCAACUCUUUAACAGUGUAAAAAACUCAGUAUGCAUGAAAUUGCAUUUUCACCCCCCCCCCCUUUAAUGUUGAGCCCUGUAUUAGCAAUGUUAUUGUUGUGAGUUUCAUCCCAUUUUCACUUUUGUAAUGCUGUUAUUGUUUGUCUUUUCUCAUUGUUACUAUGCACUUAAAAUGGUUUGAGAUGGAUAGAAAUGUCAUUGCUGUGUGAGUUUAGUCUUUUUCAAAAUUCAUGUUUGCAAUGUUUUUUUAAUUAAAUAUUUUACAGAGUAGUGAUAUUGCUGUGAAUUUCAUGUUUUUCAAUAUUGGUUUUCUAAAUGUACUUUAUUAUAAGUAAAUAUGCUUUAAAAUCAUAAAAUUCGAUUUUUUCCCCCUGUCACGAUCAUUAGAUGGAGUGCCCAUGAGCUUCAGUAGAGGGCACUCCACUCAGGACCAUUCCACCCAUCAACCACCAGAUGUCACUUGGACACUAGCACCUCUCAUACUGUUGCACCACACCCAAACUACAUCACCCAUAAGUCACUGCAUCACAAUCACCCUGCCACACCUGCACCUCAUUCAUCAGCCAAUUUCUUUGCCACACCUGCACCUCAUUUACACACACACAUAUAAGCAGCACACUCACUCUCACUCACUGCGAAGUCUUGUUUAGCCAGUCUGACAUUUCCGAGCGGUUUCCUUGUGUUUUCCUUCCGUACCUGACCUUUGGAUUAUUUAUACUGACUCUGAUUCUCUGCUGCUUGCCCCCGACAUCUGCUUGUUUCUGUUAUCGAUUCUGAUUAUCCCUACAUACCUGACGCCGUAACUGAUCAUUGCCUGUCUGACCAUUCUCAUCAUUAAAAUUUUGCACAUGGAUCCGAACGUCUCUGUCUCAUCAUUACACCCCCAGU
Molecule: messenger RNA, 7135 nt
Organism: Carassius gibelio (silver crucian carp)
Lineage: Eukaryota; Metazoa; Chordata; Actinopteri; Cypriniformes; Cyprinidae
Exons: 2
Coding region: 3924-4622 (232 amino acids)
Source: RefSeq, a predicted model, not a curated record